AUGGAAAAUCCCCGAGACUGCCCUUCGGAGAUCUACAAAAUUAUGCAAGAUUGCUGGCAGGAAGGACCUGACAACCGACCUAAAUUUCAUCAAAUCAGCCAGUCGAUUGGUACAAUUCUUGAGCAACGCGCUUCCCAGGUGAGGUCUUUUUUCUACUGUUUCUGAGGCAAAGGAGGAACUAAGAGAACGUAUCCUCUCUCUUGUCAGAACUUAUUGUACACUAGGUCCUUCAAAGGAAAAAAUGAAGUUUAUCAAGAGGGGAUACUCUCUUGAGUGUAUAUAUCCUUUGUUCUGAUGGGGCGAGCUGGAAUUAAGCUUUGCAAGAAGAAUAUGAAGAGAUGACUUCUACUGUGUGCUCUUUAAAAAUUUACCAUAUUUGCAAUGACAGUGGCGGAUUCAAAUCUCUAACUAAGUGGGGGACCCGCUCAUUUAGUCCAGUAGACUGCAGUUUGACCUAAAAAGAAGGUGGAGCCCCGGACCCCCGGGGCCCCUUGGCCCCCUCCGGAGAUCGGCCAUGGAAUGAUAUAACACGAUCUGCAUCCUUUUUUUUUUUUUUUUUGAGACUGACGCAAUGCAGACGCUAAAGCUAUACAGAUUAUAAAAAUUUACGAUUCUAUAAGAUCAGAGAAUUUUGACUGCCAAUUGAAAGAAAGAUCGUGAGGGAUGCGCAUCUUUUGCUGGUUAGGAGCCCAUAAUCCGGAGUGAGCAACUUCCCUGCGCUUGUGUCACGACGUUUUCACGGACCAGUUUAUUUUUAGAACGGUUUUGGCGCGAAUUUUGAAUAUCUUUUAAAUUUCACAAACUGGUCAGCAAAACCUACAGACCUAAAAAAAUGGUAUUUUCUGCCUUUUAAUAACGUUUCGUUUUCCGUUUUGAAAUCUUAUACUUCGAAUGCGCUCAUAGAUAUAGUGGAGAUUUUAUUUUCGCGGGAAGAAGUGCCCCUUAAAAUGUGUCUAAAAAUAAACUGAUCCGUAAAAACACCGUCACAUAGGCCUAGUAUGGGAGCUGCUCGCUCCGGAUUAUGGGCCCCUGGCUGGUAUGUUUAUUCUAAACUUCGAUAUUGGGCUUAUUUUUCACAACAGAGUGUCGCGACCGAGUACCUUCACUUAACAGAAGACAACAACCGUGGCAGAAAAGAUUACUACCUUGAGCCACAUGAUUCAGACCCCACUGUUCCUGUGACGAGAGCAGAUGUUUAUAACAGGUUAGUACUCUUUCGAUAGUAAGCAUUUGGCUUUUAUUCUUGAAAAGUUCAGCCACAAGCGAGUUGGGUUGUCCAUAUCCGGUAUUCCGUACCCAUAAAGGAGCCAACAAGUCCCAGGCUAAAGAACUUCCUAAUAUUAGUUCGACAAUAAAUACGUUAUGUUAUGUUAAUUCAAUAACUGAUAGGCAGGGCCAGUUCUGCUUAUAAAUUAGCUUGGCCACUGAGGGAGCGCUUAUUCGGGGAAGAAAUAGGUUUUUCAAAGGAGUACUGAGGAGACAGUAUAUCGUUAAUGAGACACGUGCAUGGUCAUGGCAAAGAACGAAGGGGACUCAGUUACAUUGUUACGUAAGAAAUAACAUUGCUUAACUCGUGGAAACAGAUAAACGUCUUGUUGUGCACGGGAAAUUUAAAAUUGAGCUGACCGAGUGGCUAAUAAGAAACUGUUCCCCUAUGUUGAUGCCGGCAUUAAAUCAAAGGUAAACAAGCGUUCAGAGAAUGAGAGAAAGAAAGAGAGGAGGUUCCCUUAUAACAUCACUUAAUAUAUUUAAGACAGUGUGCUGGAGGUGAUUGUUAUUAAAGGAGACUCUUUUUUUAGUUUGGCAGGCAAAUAUUUAGGGGAAGACGCUUAAUCAACGUGAACGCCUUUUAUUUUUGGCAUUUAAGGCGUAAUAGCGUAUAAAUCUCAGAGUGAGAAAAUCUGAGUACAAAUCAUGUUUCGAGUCCAUUGCGUUUGGCAUCAAGAUUUGAAAUAAUGAUAAUAAAAUAGAGCAUUGCAAUCUUGUCUCACAGAAUUAUCAGCUCGUCGUAAAAUGUUUCACGUUGCCUUCUAUAAUUGUACGCAUGAUCUAAAAUGUAUGGUCAAUUUUAUAGCAUCUACUAUGGUUGACAGCGUUGUUUUCUUCUUAUAGGCGAUCAAGUGAAAAUAUUGCAAACAAUCCCUUGCCUCCAUUACCAGAUGACAUGGAAGAUCAAUUCGAUCCGGAAUCAGAGGAGAGACAACAGAUGCUGGAACCAGAGAUUUACGGUGGUUUGUCGGGGAGUGAGGGCGACAUAAAACUAGAAGAAUUCCAUGGUAAUGAGCACGCUGUGGCCUUGGAACUGACGCCUAUUGCACACUCUAAAGAAAAGGCCGGAAAUUCAAAGAAGAAAACUACAAUCGUCUGA
Molecule: messenger RNA, 2368 nt
Organism: Porites lobata
Lineage: Eukaryota; Metazoa; Cnidaria; Anthozoa; Scleractinia; Poritidae
Source: the annotation of a GenBank genome assembly